Photinus pyralis (common eastern firefly) is the source of this 1066-nucleotide messenger RNA. RefSeq names its product trypsin-1-like. The record is from RefSeq and is a predicted model, not a curated record. Lineage: Eukaryota; Metazoa; Arthropoda; Insecta; Coleoptera; Lampyridae. The transcript is spliced from 6 exons. Bases 52 to 933 code for a protein of 293 amino acids. Gene Ontology annotation, biological process: proteolysis. Gene Ontology annotation, molecular function: serine-type endopeptidase activity.
CCUGCCCUGUUGUGGUGUACUUACUCUAACGCGGCUGACUAUGUUAUUGCUAUGGACAACCAGCUGCACGUGAUGCUGCUACUGCUUACUGCAAUGUGUGGGUCAAUGUCAACGGUGCAAGAGUGCGGCACCAGUGUACGUCGUUCUCGUCAACCUCGUGUGGGUUCUUUAGGGCGCAUAAUACGGGGGAAACAAAGUGUACGCGGUGCCUGGCCUUGGCAGGUGUCCUUGCAACUGCUUCAUCCCCAAUUUGGAUUUCUUGGUCACUGGUGCGGCGGUGUUCUGAUAUCUUCGGAAUGGUUACUAACAGCAGCGCAUUGUAUCAGCAACGAUUUAUUUAAUUUGCCUUUACCUGCUUUAUGGACAGCAGUUUUAGGCGAUUGGGAUCAAGACGUUGAAGAAUAUUCGGAGCAAAGGAUUCAAAUUGAGAAGAUAAUUUUACACGAACGAUUUCACAAUUUCCAGCAUGAUAUCGCGUUAAUGAAACUUUCUCAACCAGUAAAACUAAUCGCAGGUAGUAGAAUUCGAUCAGUUUGCUUGCCAUCUAAAAGGAUUACUCAUAAUCAGACUGAUUUGUGCAUUGCAACUGGUUGGGGAAGGGACUCUGAAGAUGGACCUUUGUCAUCAAAGCUGUUAGAGUCGCGAGUACCUGUGCACGAUAACGCGGUCUGCAGAAAGAAGUACCAGCACGCUGUGAACAUCCGUUCAGGUCACUUGUGCGCUGGUCAUCUAGACGGAUCCAGCGGCACGUGUGUGGGUGAUUCUGGUGGACCCCUUCAAUGCGCAUCUACCGAUGGUAAAUGGGUGUUAGUGGGUAUAACGUCGUUCGGUUCGGGUUGUGCAAAACCAGGAUAUCCUGACGUAUACACCAGACUUUCCUAUUACGUGCCAUGGAUCAAAUCUAAAAUUAAAAGAACGUUCCUCAGCAAUUAGACUCGUUAAGUUACUAAUAUCACUAUUUAUUUGUAACAUAUUUUUACAAAAAAAGUACAAAACUACUUCUUUAAACAAAUUAAGUAUUUCUAAAUCAGUCUUUCAAUAACAAAAAUAAAAACUUUAAACGCUA